GAAGCCAGUUGAAAUAGAUGUGUAGGUGGAAGAGCACACGUCCUUCUCAGAAACUUUUAAAUUACGUAUUUAAAUACGAAACCAUGCACUAACUUUUUGUGGCAAGCACAUUACUUAAAGUGAGUUAUUCUGGAUGGAAAUAAACAUUGAACUUGUAAUAUUGUUUUAUGAAAAGUGAAAUAUCGGGUAUAUAAAAAAUAAUUUAUGAAUGACUGAAUGUUAUUUAAAAAAUACUUGUUUUAUAGAAGAAAGUGUUAAAUCAUCUUCAAGAUGUCUAAAAACAUUUACUUAUGCUGUUUACUUGUUAUCGCCAUGCUGAGUGCAGCCGCAGGAGCUGUCAAAGGCCACUGCAAUCGUGAAGAGGACCUACUGCAGAGAUGUUCGAUGGCCCUGCCUGUGCUAAGUUCACCAGAAAUAUCGUUUGCGCUCACACGAGAGGAAUUGGACAAGAGUUGUGUAGAGCUUCGUAUGGGCAUCAAAUGUAUAGACAACUACACAAAUGUCUGCAUGGAAAAGCACGAACAAGUUGUAUUCCGCCGAAUCUACGCUGGCAUCACAGACGUGGUCCAAGAAUUAUGUACCAGAGGAAAGUAUCAGGACGAGUACUUGAAACACGCAGAUUGUGUCAAAAUGGUCAGGUCUGACUAUGAGACUUGCAGUAAGAACUAUGAACUGACGCUGAUGACGUUGGGCAGUCAUCAGCAAGGAGAUCAGUACCAGACUGAUCAGACGGGACUCGUUACUACCCAUGAGGAUCACCUUAGAACUGUUUGUUGUUCAUUCCAAGAGUACCUGAUGUGCUCCGAAGAAACCGUGCAGAGGUCCUGUGGCGACGAAGCGGCCUUAUUCACUAGCGCUUUCCUUAAGAGGAUGGCGUCUAAUAUCAUUAAGAAUUUCUGCUUCGAAUACAACAGGCAAGAAUGCGGUUUACCCGACAAGGGAUCGCACCUCCUCCAUAGUGUUCUUUUAAUCAGUGCUGCCACUCUCACGCACUUAGCAUUUUAUGCAACUGAUAACUUCGUCGCCACGUAAGUUUUUCGUGCAAGGAACAAUAUAGAAUUUGAAUUUAGAACGCUGUGCGGUGUGCAAUUGCCAGUAACAAGUUUGUCAAUGACUGAUGCAAUGUGUAAUGAACCGUAAGACAUGAAUGCGGGUGAGUGUUGGAGUUCCUCGGUUAUAAACCUGAUAGAAACUAUUUAUUGUAGUUAUUAUAGAUUAUAAUCUCAUUGUUUUACGCCUUUUUCGUCGUCCAUUGUAAAUUGUGUAAGUAGUAAAUUAUGAACACUGAGUGUUUUAUGUAAAUAAUUUCACUGCGUUGUUGCCAAAUAAUUGUAGUCAUUGAUAUUUGUAGAUUUAUUUUUAUAUUUUUAACAUUAUUACCCGGCUAUGACAUAAGGAAAUGAAGCAUCCAUAGUGUCUAUCAAUGUAAGACAAAUUGUUUGUACUUAUUAAUGUUACCAUUGAUUGACUAUAAAAUAUAAGUUUCAUAAAUUUUUUAAAAGAACGUUCUUUCCUUAAUAACAUCAGUGGUCGGGGUCAAAUGGAUCAAUAUGUUUAUGGUAUCGUUUUUAUGGUAUUAAUUUAAGAGCUGCAAAAAGUACAGACACUUAAAAUUGCUCAAUAAAACAUAAAAAAGGCAUUCUCUUUUGAAAUUACCAGAUUGAAUUAAUAUGUCUAAUAAUGAUGAAUUUAUGAAAUUAUUAAAUGUUAAUUUGUUACUAUAUAUGUAUAAAUAAUUACUGUAUAUUUACGUGUAGAUAUACUAUAUAGCUUGUAGAUAAUAUUUUAUAAGGAUGUCAGUCUUUAUAUUAAGCUCAGAACAUCCUGUGAUAGAUUAUAAGUAGUAGCAUUGUGUCAACGUUUUGUACAUAACCCUUCUUCCAAGUUGGUUUAAAAUCUACUAUGGUACAACCAUCGACAAUAGUGCAAAACCUUUUUACUCAAACUCAUAACGUACUUACACUUAGGUGCAAUGAAUCAGGGAACACAGUGAUAUUUAUAACUAAAUACGACGAUGUAUGAAUAUCUAAGGUAAGAUUUUUGCAACUGAUCAGUAUUUAUUGCUCGUCAGUGUAAAUACGUGACUGAAAACUGCCGAUGCCUACUAGGUAUACUUAUUUUCAAUUUUGUCGAUGGCUGUACCUUCGAAACCGUCUUUUAUUAUUACGAAAACUUUAUUCAUUUGUUAUUUAUUUAUGUAGUUUCAUCAUUGUUUUAUUAAUUAUGAUAAUUUUAGUCAUUCCUUGUGUAGUUUUGUAUUUUUUUUUAUGGACGUGGAAAAAGUAGGAUAAGCGAACAUAUGGAAAAAAUAUGUCAACACAAAAUCGUAAAUACCUUAAGCGUUGCUACUACAAAGUACCCAUAGCAAUCAUUAAAACAACUUUUGACAUAAAAACUAGUUUGUCAACAUGUGCCUAAUUUAAUAAAACUUUUGGCAGCUAAUUGCUUUAUAUACUUACUACUAUCAAUAUACUCUUAAUUAUAAAUUAAUUUUAUAUUUACUAUAUUCUCCGCGUUAUCUAAAUAUCCUUGGAAAAUAUUACAAUGAAUUAUAUUUUACUUUAUAGAUGUUAAAAGUUGUGUACAGUUGAUUGAACUUUAAUUUCAAUUGUUAUAUUGUGUCAAAUAUGUUACUUAUAUUAUAAUGUAAUUUAAAAGUUAGGUAGCUUUGCGCUUAUUAUUUAAAAAAAAUAUAUGAGUGAUUUUAAAGGGUUUAGGGUACCUAAGACGAGAGAGAAAGAGGAGGAAAAAUGUUUUACCAUAUCUAGAAAAUUAUUUAGCCAAUCUCUUCCCAAUUUUCUUCGAUUUGUAAGGCAGGUAAACCCAAAUAGAUAUAAAAUAUCUACAUAUCAUUACCUCUAUGAUUUUUGUAGAUCUGUCUAAGUGUAAGGACUAAAGUGCAUUGUUUUUUCGAAAAAGGUAAAGUAUCCAUUGAUAUAUCAUACAAAGAAUAGAAAGUAAGGUAUAAACGCUGUCGCAAUUUUUGAGUACUUAUAUCUUUUUACUUUUUAUUUUAUGCAAUAAAAUAUGACUUCUUAAUGAGCAUAAACUUGCAAAUUUUUAUUAAGUACCAGAAAAGUAAAAGCUAAUGUAGGUACUUAUACCAUGAUUACAUUUUACAUAUAUAAUUUUAUAUCUUUUUCUGACGAAUUCACUGUACUUACUUACCUUAGGUACCUUCUUUAAAUUUUGCUUAUGUGGGCAAAUAGAUCCCAAUCAAUGGAUACUGUACCUUAAUUCGUCAAUGAUAUUGUUAAUGAUUGAGUAUUUUACUACGUAAUAGUAUACUCGUAUCUUAUAAUUAGGCGAUGGAUGUAAAAGACAUAGUCUUUUAGAGAUUAUUCAUUUAUGAAAAUAAAUGAGUUGAGAAUUGGAA
Molecule: messenger RNA, 3376 nt
Organism: Helicoverpa zea (corn earworm)
Lineage: Eukaryota; Metazoa; Arthropoda; Insecta; Lepidoptera; Noctuidae
Exons: 5
Coding region: 271-1032 (253 amino acids)
Source: RefSeq, a predicted model, not a curated record